GCCAGUUAGAUAUUGAGUGCCUUCGAUAACUCUGCAAUUUGUGUGGAUUCCGCAAAGGCGACAAACAUAUUAAAAGCAAGUGUGCGAUUCUAAAAGCCCAAUUCGGCAUUUGAAGUGGCGUUUGACAGACGUGAUCGGUUAACGGUGACUUGAUCAAAGUGGCAGUGGUGCGAGUCAAAAGGAUCGCUCCUUAAGCGCGGUUCCUGGACAACCCAGCGAAUUUAAUCUGUUGUGUGAAAUUUUGUGAGCCAAUACUGAAAAGUGAAUUUGAGUUCUAACAAAAUGGGUUUUAACUCCAAAUAUCACAUAGAUGUCGACUUUGAAGUGCCUAAAAAAUUACAAUGGUAUUAUGCACCAGCCUAUAUCGUGUUUUGGUUCGUCAUCUAUCUGUCGCUGGUCAAUACCCAAAUCAAUCAUAUGCCAAAAGCGCUAACCCGCUCUGAUGAGGCGAGCAGCCCUUAUAGCUUCAUCGCCCAACGCGCCGAGGAUACUCUGAUCGAACUGACCCGAAUUGGACCUCGAGUGGUUGGUAGCGUUGCCAAUGAGGUGACCACCGUGGAGUUUUUGAGGGCAGAGGUCAGCAAAGUUCAGGCCGAGGCGCAUUCACGGUUUGAGCUUGAAAUCGAUGUGCAACAGGCUAGUGGGGCCUAUAUGCAUUGGACAAUGGUGAACAUGUAUCAGGGUAUUCAGAAUGUGGUCGUUAAAUUGAGCGAGAAGAACAGCACAAAUGAGAAUUAUCUGUUGAUAAAUGCCCAUUACGACUCGGUGCCAGGCAGCCCCGGUGCUGGUGACGAUGGUUCAAUGGUUGUUACCAUGUUAGAGGUGAUGCGUGUUUUGGCUAAAACGGAUGAGCCACUCGCACAUCCCAUUAUCUUUCUAUUUAAUGGUGCCGAGGAGAAUCCUCUUCAGGCUUCUCAUGCCUUCAUCACUCAGCACAAGUGGGCCAAGAACUGCAAAGCACUCAUCAAUCUGGAUUCGGCAGGCAGUGGUGGACGAGAAAUACUCUUUCAGUCAGGACCCAACCAUCCCUGGCUUAUGAAAUAUUAUCGCCAGGUACCACACCCUUUUGCCAACACUAUGGGCGAAGAAGUAUUUCAGGCUGGCCUUAUACCCUCCGACACAGAUUUUCGCAUUUUUCGCGAUUAUGGCGGUGUGCCUGGCCUGGACAUGGCAUAUUUAUUCAACGGAUACGUCUAUCACACACAAUACGAUCGAGUCAAUGUGUUCCCGCGUUCCUCAUUCCAACACACUGGCGACAAUGUUCUAGCCCUGGCCAAAUCACUGGGCAAUGCACCCGAAUUGGAUGAUACAGCUGCACAUGCUGAAGGCCAUAAUAUAUUCUAUGACUUCCUUGGUUGGUUCAUAAUUUUCUACACCGAGACCACAAGCAUCAUUGUUAACGUCAUAGUUUGUGUAAUCGCACUGGUGGCCAUUGGGGUCUCGCUAUAUUUUAUGUCUGCUCGAUCCGGUUGCAGUUGGUCGGGCGUCCUGGUCCGAUUUGGCAUCACAGUUGGCAUUCAGCUCGUCUCGUUGGCUUUGGCAUGUGGCCUGGCCAUGCUGGUGGCAGUCUUUAUGGAUGGGGUGGAGCGCUCAAUGAGCUGGUUUACGCAAAUGUGGCUUAUACUGGGUCUCUACCUCUUUCCCGUCCUCUUCGGUAUGAGCAUUUUGCCUGCCAUAUAUUUGGAGAAGACGAAAAGAGAUCCGCUAAGCUUGGGCUUUCGCAUACAGCUUUUUAUGCACUCCCACUGCAUCUGUCUGAUUAUACUUACAAUCGUUUUGACGGCCCUUAGCAUACGAUCGGCCUAUUUGGUAAUGCUGUGUGUGCUGUUCGACAUCGUUGCACUAAUUGUUAAUCUGAUUACCAAGUGGCAUAGAAAAGCUUAUUGGUUCGGCAUUGCUGUCAUAAUCUGUCAGAUACUGCCCUUCACAUACUUCACAUACAUAUGCACGGCUACACUUCUGACGCUCAUACCCAUGCAAGGACGAUCGGGUUCCUCAUCGAAUCCGGAUAUCGCUGUUGCGGCCAUUAUUUGGCUAUUUUCUUUGAUGUUUGCAGGGUUUAUUGUGCCCCUUCUUAUGUUCUUUCGCAAGACAAGAACUAUAGCACUGUGCUUUUUGGCUGCUACGAUACUUUUUAUUAUAAUAGCAGUUACGAAUGCUGGAUUUCCCUAUAAAGCAAAAACAUCCACACAACGAUACAACUUGAUUCAUUCACAUCGUCGUCUUCAUAACGCAGACGGUUCUACACGAAUAGACGAAAGCGGCAUCUAUGUCUAUCCACAAGAUCGACGUUUCAAUAUUGCUCAGGACUAUAUAAACAAAAUUGGGGAAACACACAAAGUCAGUGAGUACUGCAAUGAAGAGAUGUUUUGCGGACUACCUCUGUACAAUCAUCGUUGGCAUAAGGCACGUGAAUAUAGCUUAUGGAUUCCUCUAAAAGAAGCUCCUCAGAUACCAACGGUUUAUCCCAAUCUGACGCUACAAGAAAGUACAGAGCUGGAAAGCCCGACACGAAAGCGUUUUACCUUCAUCCUGGAGGGACCCGAUCAUAUGACCAUCUUUGUAAAUGUCAAAAACGAUGCUAAGAUACUGGACUGGUCUUUCAAUGACACACUUAUCCGUGAGAACGAGCCGCCACCACAUUUCAUUUAUUUCUCUUACGGAAUCGACAACAGUGCCCUAGAAUUUACAAUCGAUGUUGAAAAAACCAGUUCUUCGUUCGAUACGCCAACCUUGGAAAUAGGAAUUGGCGGUCAUUGGGUGCAUGAAGACACAAGCACGUCGAAAAUAAAUCAAUAUUCUAAGUAUUUUCCAUCAUACACCUAUUUACAAAGUUGGGUUGGCACCUAUGAAAGUUGGUACUUCUGAAACAGCCAUUCAUAGAAGUAAAUUACCAUCAUUGGCCUCCAUUGGUAGCAAAACAUAUCUACAUUAGAUUGCACUGAAUCAAAAGCAACUAUAUUUAUAGAAUCUGAUAAAUAAAUGUCUAUUUAUUAAUAAAUGUGAUAAC
Messenger RNA from Scaptodrosophila lebanonensis, 3010 nucleotides. RefSeq names its product endoplasmic reticulum metallopeptidase 1. Gene Ontology annotation, biological process: proteolysis. The transcript is spliced from 8 exons. The coding region runs from base 283 to 2868 and encodes 861 amino acids. The record is from RefSeq and is a predicted model, not a curated record. Lineage: Eukaryota; Metazoa; Arthropoda; Insecta; Diptera; Drosophilidae. Gene Ontology annotation, molecular function: metalloexopeptidase activity.